Molecule: messenger RNA, 3646 nt
Organism: Marmota monax (woodchuck)
Lineage: Eukaryota; Metazoa; Chordata; Mammalia; Rodentia; Sciuridae
Gene: Gng2
Product: G protein subunit gamma 2
Exons: 5
Coding region: 294-509 (71 amino acids)
Biological process (GO): G protein-coupled receptor signaling pathway
Cellular component (GO): heterotrimeric G-protein complex
Molecular function (GO): G-protein beta-subunit binding
Source: RefSeq, a predicted model, not a curated record
CUGCCGCCGCCGCCGCCGCGCUCUGUGGGCAACUCCUACUACUGCUGGGCUGGGCUGGGCUGGGCUGGGCUGGGCGGGCCGCCGCGGUGCUCGCCUACACAGAUCAGCUCCGGAGAAGGGAAAGCCACUCUCCUCUGACCGAGCCUCAGGAGCCAAGCCAGAUCUGCCAGUGAGCCUCAGGCUUUGGAAACUGAAGAGGAGUCUUGUUGAGGAAUUCGGUUCCUAAGCUGACAUGACAGAGAUUUGGGCCUACUUUUUCUUCUAACUGUCUGAACAUCCCAUCCAGCACUCCGAUGGCUAGCAACAACACCGCCAGCAUAGCACAAGCUAGGAAGCUGGUAGAACAGCUCAAGAUGGAAGCCAACAUCGACAGGAUAAAGGUCUCCAAGGCAGCUGCAGACUUGAUGGCCUACUGUGAGGCUCAUGCCAAGGAAGAUCCCCUGCUGACACCUGUCCCGGCCUCAGAAAAUCCAUUUCGGGAGAAGAAGUUCUUCUGCGCCAUCCUUUAAAGUCUCCAGGAGGAGGCUGAAGAGCCUCAGGGCUCCCGGGACAUUGCCGUAGAGUUUCUAGCAAAGUGGGCACCUUUCUUGUCCACAACAUUUAAGGAGAGGGAGGAGAACCAUCCUGGAAACUCCAGGCUGUGCAUGUUUAAUGAACUGGUCCCCUUGAUGAGAAUGAAAGCGGAUCCUGACUUAAAAGAGAUCUGAUUCUGCAGACCUGCCUGGAGGAGGGAAUGUAUAAAAAUAAAAUUGGUGUCACUUCUUUUCUGCUACCCUCCCCCAAGCCCUUACGUUUCUGCUUCAUAUUUAAAAUAUAUAUAUAAAUGUUAAAACAGACAGCUGUACUAAGCUGUGUAUGACCUUCUCGGAAUGAAUAUUGUCAUUAGAAUUCCCUUUGAUAAACCGAGUUGUCCAGUGUAGCCGCAGUUCGGUUUAAUGGCAUCGAUGUUUAGUCUUUGUGCCUUUUUCUGUUUUCCUUCUCUCCUCCACACACCCCUCCCCUUAGAGUAGUAUGAAGAUAAGGCUGGACUUCUCUGUAAGACUGAACUCCAAGAAUGAGCACCCAAAAUGUCUAGGGAGAUGUUCCUUGUGGUAUAUUCUCAUGGUAAUAACAACAACAAAAAGCCGGUUGUCUGUGUUCUCUUAUCACUAUUCCUAAUAUUUGUACAUGAUAGCUUUGAUUCUGCAAGUAAACCAUGUGUUGUGACUGGUGCUUUCUUAUCUUUGUGACAAUUUUUGAGUAAUAUUGCAUGAAAACAUCCCUAUGUUACAUCCAUUCAGAAGUUUUGUUGUUUUACUAUAAAGUUAGGAAAAGAAAUGAGAGAGAGAGAGAAAGAGAAGAUGCUGAGGAGGAGAAACCUCAGUCUUCUGAAAAUUGACAUUACUUCAGAGCCUUAGCCAUGCCUAAAAUACCUCCUAGUGAACAGUGGAACAAGCGCCUCUGUAAUAUAUUUUUCAGAAUCCAAAGCGUUUUGAUUUAUCCAGGAUCCAGGGCAGCACAGAUACCCCAAGCAGCACCGUGAGGGAUUCACUAUGAGUUGGAAGGUGCUUUUACUAGAGGGUGAGCGUUUCCUCUUCUCCUGAAUUAUAAAAAUUCCAGACUGAAAGAAUGCUUUUUGCAUGCUUAACAAGAAAUCCAUGGCCCUCCUUCAUUAAAGUAUCAGAAAUGAGCCAAGAGCUCCACAGAGGGUGAUCCUUUCUCGAAACACCAGCCUUUCACCCACCAGGGAGAAGGACCCUGAAGCCCACUCUUUGUGCAGCAGGCAUGGUCCCCAGAGCUGGUUCCACCAGGAAAGGGUCUGGCUCUUUUUUCCACUGUGCUGGUUUUCAAUUUUCACUAAGUUUUCAAAGAAACCUUUGUUUUUGGUUCUCUACCUUGUUUGUUAAAGUCUCUAAGUCUUUAUUUACAACUUCCUUGCAGCUAGAGCUCCCUCUUUGCAAGAUAAGAUAUUGGGAGUGAUUUUUCAUUGCUGCUGUAGUUCCAUCAGUAAUGACAGACCCUGGAAGCCUCUGUCACUUUUUUUUUUUUUUUUCUGUGUCAUUCCCAGCCAGAGAGGGCCUCUCUUACAUCGUGUAUGCUUCCAAGUCCCAAAAGAUCAUUAAUUCCAAAAUAGUUAUUCUCCUCUCUUUCCUCACCAUUCUCCUAUUUAAAAAAAAAAAAAAAUUACUAAGAGGGAGAAAAAAGAAGAUAAAAAUACCACACCAAGGAUUGAAACAGACUUGGUAAACAUUUUCGCUAGCUCCUUUCUGGGCAUGCUAGUAAAAGAAUUAAAAUGUCCAAUUAAAGCUUAUGCCUGGGAUGGGAAGAAGAGGAUACUGAAAUAUUCACAAAAUGAAUGAACCUAUUUCUGUAACUAGAAACUUCUGAUCAAAUCUUGGGAUUUUAUUAUAGUCAGUGGGAUUCCAAUGAAGAUUGAAAAGUGAAAAAAAAAUCUGGCAGAGUGUUUAUUGAACUGCAGUAUUAUACAAUGAGAUUAGGGGUACUGUGAAAUCAGCUAAAACUGAAUCACACUUUUAAGGCAAGCUAAAAUGUGAAUUGAAGAUAUAGUUAUAUGAAAACAACUGAGCAAAGCACUCUUUGGGGGUGUUGGAAGCAUCAUUAGAAGGCCCAGAUCAUUUCCACAAUCCAUACCAGUUCUUUCUCUAAGAAGGACUCUUGUUAUUUCCAUGUAAAUUUAGAUCUUUGGAGCAAUUAAAAUUUCUAGGAAGCACCUUAGUAUAGAUCUGGCAAUGAAAAGUUAAGGAGGUUCCAAACUAUAUGUGACUGUGCCUAUAAAAGGAGAGAGAAGGCAGAAAAUACAUAGCGUCUGAAAUUAAGUUUAAGGAAAAUGUUUCGGCUUUUUUCAUAAUUUCAUGUCUUUAUGUAGUUAUAAUACCAGAACCUUUAUAUGAGUUUUGGUUUAUUGGUAUUUGUAUUUAUUAAGGGGAAAUUAGUUUUUUGAUUACAUAGGGCCUCUAAAGAGCUUAAUUCCUUUAGAAAUUCAACAAUCAUUUUCACCAGCAUAAUUUUAUCUUAAGGAUAAUAGAAAAAUUCAGCUUAAUUAUUUAAGGCCCUAAUUUCUAUCUACCUGUAUAAUAAAGAAAUCUUCCAUGGAAUUAGUUCAUAAAUACUAAUAGUAGACUUCAUGUUUAGAAUGCAAGCUCUCUAAAAGAAAAAAAAAACAAUUUGCAUCAUUCUCAAUACUAACUCCAGUUUAAAUUUUGAUAUUUUAUUUGAAAUGAAGUACUAUUUAAUUUAAAUCAAAGAUUUAAAAUAAAUGCUUUGAUCUGAGUCUGAUUCUGCUAGUAAUAUUGGAAAGAGAUUGCCUAACAAGAAAAAAAUCCAACAAUAAAAAAAUUUCUCCAUACACUCAUAUUCAUGUAAGGAAUUCUGAGAAAAUCAAGUAUGCUCUCUUAGAGGGGUUUUAUUUAUUUUUUCUUAAUAUUUGCUUCUAGCUGCUCCUGGAAAUGGUGGAUUGUUACAUAUACAUUACUGUUUCAUAGCCCAAGGAUUGUUCACAUUUUUUCCUACAUAAGAUCUAUAGAAUGUGUCAUUCAAAGAGAGGGAAAUACAGAAGUGUUAAAACAGGAAAACCUGAAUGUGAUGUGUACAUUUUCAUCCCACAUUGACAAUGUAUUUGUUUUAAUAAAUGGAAUUUUCAGAUUCA